UCUUGUAUUGUAAUCUAGUUUCUCCGAAACAGUGUUUUUAUUACAUUUCUUAAAUUUAUAUAAAAUUUAAAGUAAAUGUGAGUGUAUUUAAAAUUAAGGCCGUAUAGGUGUAUUUGUUACACAAUGGAUAUUAACGAAGGUACAACAACAGACGACUUAUGGACACCGUUCAAGGAACUGGUGGCCGUGGUGGAGGGUUACCUGGCUCAUGAAAGUAGGGGAGCACCAUAUGCUGUACACACAUUCGAGUCUGUCCUCAGGCGACAUAAACAGACAUUCUUAUCACUGUUUAAGUAUCCUGCAAAAAAUCCCGCGAGUCGAGAAGAAAUAAAACGAGGCAUCACAGAGGGUGUGAACCUGCCCAGUUUAGGGAGAACUUUACUCUCAAAGGAGUUGGUGGAUGAGGCUAUAAUUAUAUCUGAUAUGUACAAUGUCAACGAGUACUUGGCUCUGGAACUUUUGCACACUGCGCAACGUCAGUCACCCCGACACCCCGGCCUGCCGCGGGGGCUGGUCGCCAUACUGCUACUGUACGACGGGCGGCAGGCGCUGGUACAGGCAUUGAAAGAGUUAGUCAUGGCCAGGGAUGGUGUUUGCUGGUCUAUAAAUGCACGCGAGGAGAUCGUAAAUUAUGUGUCGCGGUACGUGGAGCAGCUGGUGGGCGACGGGCUGGAGGGCAGCGUGCUGGACGCGCUGCGGCGCUACUCGCUGGAGGCGGAGCUGCAGCUGCUGCAGGCCAACCGCGCGCUGCCGCCGCACCGCCACCACGUGCGGCUCGUGGCCACCAUACACCACACCAGAAAACUGCUAGCUGGUGUCGUCUUUGCAGCUUCAGCGCAACGUGGCCUCAACAGGGAUAUUCUGCUACGGUUGCUUUCAGAGCAAACAACGUCGCCAUCUUUAGGUCCGACGGGCGCGCUGGACGAGGUAUCGUUGGCUCUGCAGAUGGCGCUACUGUAUGCAUUAGACUUGUCAGUACUACAUGGACGGGAAGAUGGUGAAGAAUUAGCAAAGAAACUACCCUUAAUACAAAAUCCGGAGCUGAUCUCAGUGCUGAUUGACGAACUACUGCCUGCACAGGUACCCCAGACUGGAGGGGUUGUACAGCCGGCGACGGACGGAGGCGGCGGCUCGGGCGCACGUGCGCUGUGUCAGCUGGCGCUGGGGCUGGCGCUGGCGGCGCUGCGCCGCGGCCCGCACUCGCUGCAGCGCCGCCCCGACCUGCUCGACCGCGGGGACGACCUCGUCGACGCCGCCGUCGCGGCCAAGGUGUUUGAAUAUCUGGACGAAGCGAUACUUUCAACGGACUUUGUAAGCAAAGAGGAGUAUUACCAACGUCGAAUACACACGCUUAUCACAGACUUUAUAGUGCUAAUGCACUCCAAGCUUAUAGAGAUGAGAGUCAAAGCGGACGAGGCAGCGCGUGCGGUGCAGAUGUACGCGGCGGAGGGGCUGGCGCCGCCGGCCGCCGCCGCUCAGCCGCGCACGCACCUCGACGCCCUGCUGCGCUGCGUGGAGCGGCUCUACGCCGCCGACCCGCGCCGUCUGCGGGACGACUACUGGCUCGCCUGCGGACACCACCCGCCGCACCACCAGCCGCACCACGCGCUCAGGGCGGGCGGGCGCGCGGCGACGCUGUAUAAGUUCGUGCGUCUGUCGGGCGAGCUGGUGUCGGCGCGCCUGCUGCCUGCGUACCUGCGCGCGCUGGCCAGCCUGGCCGUGCCGCGCCACACGUGGGCGCUGCUGGCGCGCCGCGACGCGCUCUCCGCGCACCACCUGCUCGCCGCGCUCGCGCGCUACUACAGCAACCUCCGCGCGGACCCGGCCCCAUUCUCCGACCACUUGCAUUCGUCGUCUCUGGGCGCAUCCGCCAUCAUCACACCGGCAGCGCGGCCUGGGAAACUGCUGGUUAGGCAGGAAGAGGUGGAAGCGAUGAUAGCAGCCCUGAAGUUGAUUGCGGCGGUAGCGCGGGAAGAUGAAGCCGCUUGCGCCAACAUCUGUGAGAACCUGCAGUGGGACGCCGUUAAUAACAUGUUCGGUCUGAUCUGCUGCCACAUCCCGCUGCAGCUGAAGGCGCAGCUGUGCGUGACGCUGGCGGCGCUGGGAGCCACCGCCGCCACCGCCGGCCGCGUGUGGGCCGCGCUCGACCACGCGCGGCUCGUCUCCGCCGCCAACGACAAGCGCGCCCUCUACGCGGAGCUGCAGGAGGUGGAGUGUCGCCUGGAGGAGUACCCGUUGUCGCGCGCGUUCCUGACGCUGCUGGUGUCGCUGGCGGCGGCAGCGCCAGUACCACGCGCGCUGGGAGCAGGCGGACGAGCGCCCGGACUGGAUCCGUACCUGCACUACGUGCUCGAGCGGCUCGCACUGCCCGCGCCGCACCGCCCGCACGCACGCCCGCACGAGCGCUGGCAGGUGUUGUCACUGUGCUUCAGUCUGUUCGCACGGUGGCUUGACCAGUAUGAACCGAGUGAAGCGGACUUCCCACCAAUGGGCCGCGACCCAGACAUGAAUCCACCACCCGGUUUCCGUAUAUUAAUGCAGUUGCACACGAAAUCAGAACUAUUACGGUUGCUGCUCACCUCGCUGGAUGAAGCUCAGGAUCUGCUAGAUAAGCAACCCCAGCCGGGAAGGGAGUACGUGGAACAGAGUCUGGUCAGCGUGCUACAUAUACUGGAGCGCGGAUUAGCGCUGGAACGCGCGUUUGUGGACGCCGCCGCCGCUGCUGGCCGCGCAGUCAUCCUCGUCGGACUUUCUAAGCUCAUACUCGCUCCUGAGGGCCCGGACGAUAGCGACCGGCUGGUGACGUGCUGCAAGGUGCUGCGGCACACCGCCACGCAGGGAGCUGCCGCCGCUCGAGCCGUGGCGCUGCUGUCGCGGGCGCUGCAGCCGCCGGCCGCCGCCAGACACCUGCUCGCGUCCGUCACGCGGCGCCACUCGCUCGCCGCCGACAUGAGGCACGCGUUUGUGGAGUGCUUGGAGGCUGAAGAGUGGGCUCAAGGCGAGGAGGGCGCAGCCAUCCGUGAAGCGAAAGAGGGCGUGGUGGCGCUACUGCUGCAGGUUCUACCCACCGCGCCGCCCAACCUCGCUCAUUUCCUGCUAGGAUAUCAGAUUACAGAAGAUGUAAGCCGCAGUGCGUUGCACGAGGCAGGCGCGGCAGGCAGCCCGCGCACGUGCUUGCACGCAGCCCUCGACCUGCUCGACGCGCACCUCGCCCAAGCGCCCGCACACCGCAGCGCGCGACAUCCGCCCGCACACUCUGAAGCCGAUGCACUAGUGGAGAGUUGUUACCGACUGGUAUAUAGCCUGGUGUCCCGACCCGUCACCUCAGCCCCAGCGUUACGACUACUGCGCGCGCGGGACUACUUCCUAGCCAGACAUGUAAAAGCGGUCGUCAAUCUUGACACGGCGUCUGUGGUGACGGUGUCGGCGCGGUCGUGGGUGGUGCGAGCGUGCGCGUGCGAGGCCGGCGCCGCCGCCGCCGCGCGACACCACGCCGCGCUCUCCGCGCUGCUCACCGCGCUCACACACACCGCGCACCACCCCACGCAGGAGUGGGAGUGGUGUCUGAUCCGUCGUACGCUGGAGUCGCUGCCGGUGAGCGUGGAGCCGGCGACUGAACCACGCUGGGAGCUGUUCCACACGCACCAGCUCAGGACCGCCAUCGCUUCCUGCGAUCUACCCACAGGGGCUGGUGGAAAGCGUAUCAGUGUGUCUCGAUUGCACGCGGUGCUAGCGCGCGAGCUGGCCGCGCUGCACGCCACCGCGCCGCAGCGCACGCUCGUCGCGCACGAGAUACAGAAGGUACUGGACUACGUGACAGAAGUUAACAAGCAAAGGAAUCUGGCCGCUACGAUCACACACUACUACGACUCGUGGCGACAACUCACCGAGAUACUAUUCUGCGUCGCACCAGAGGACAUACUCAACUUGGAGUCAAGGAAAAACCUGCUACUCAAUAUACUCCAAGAUCUACUGAAUAAGAUACCGCCAGCCGAAGUGCUGCCACAGCUCGGGAACCUGGCAUCGGGGACCGUUCUCCUACUUCUAGUCAACCUCCGUCACUGUUACAUCCUCCAAAAACGCGAAUCAAAUAUGAACUCAACCGAUUUUGAAACCACAUUCUUUGGACCGUCAAAUCAGAUAAUGCAAACGAAAUCUUUAACGCUAAAGUUCAUAUUGCACAAGAUCUUAAGCUGGAUAUUGGUAUCGGGCGGCUCAACGCAGAAGAUGCGAGUGAAUCUCUACGGGGCACUAUUGAAUUACUUAAAUAUUGUUAAUUUGAGGGCAAGCCCUGCUGAGCCCGAAGAGGAAGUGAAUUCUACAUAUGUGAGCCGGUUGGAUAGUUCGAAAGCGAGGCCCAGCAAGGAGGAGUCGACAUUGAAAUCAAUGGUGAUAGAUGUUAUUAGUAGUUUUGGUGAUAAUUUGUGCUCGAUAGUGUGCAGUGACUGUAUAAACGCCGGACAUGAUGUAUGCCGAAUGGUAGCGCUGUCUUGCCUCGACACAUUGAUAGAGAUUAACCCGAGAACUGAAUGGAUGAAUACUCUCACUAAUCAAGGGUAUUUGAGGAGUCUGAUCGAUAGUCUGCUUCAGGAUGAUGAAGGAUUGAAAGAGACACUGGAGCCGAACCCGAAGUCGCUGCGGGUGCUGUACGUGUACGAGUCGAAGAUGGCGCUGCUGAUGAAGAUCGCGGGCAGCCGCGCCGGCGCGGAGACCGUGGUGGCGCAGGGCGCGCUCGCCUGCCUCGCUACCAUGCGCGCGCUCGCAGCCCACCCCGACACGCUCGCCCCGCACCACGCGCACCCACAACACCAGUUCCUGCCCUCCGUCGCCGCCAGAUUCCGUCAAAUAAUAGUGCCUGCGCUAGCGCUGUGCGACGCGCUGCUGACGACGCUGGGGACUGACAACCACAGCUGCCUGGUGCACGUGACGCACCUGCUGCUCGCACACCUCGAGUGCGUGGACAUGGUGCUCAGAGCGGCGCACCCGGACUCGCCUGUGGAGCUGCUGACGGAGGUGGAGGCGCUGACGUCGGUGGUGUCCCGAGCGUCGGACCGACACGUGGUGGGCGGCGCGGAGCCGCCAGCCGCCGCCGGCCUGCUGCGGCUGCAGGCGCUCAUGCUGGCGCUGCUGGCGCGGUUCACACACCCGCCCGCCGCGCCCGCCCGCGACUCCCUCUACUACAAGAUCGUGUGCAACCUGAUAAUGUACGCGCGCAACGUGAUGGACUGCGAAGGCUCCCGCGUGGUGGUCCGCGCGGCGCUCGCGGGCGGAGAGCCGGCGGCCGCGCCCAGCUGCGGACACCUGGUGCGGCUCGUGCAGCUGCUCCUGCAGCGCUUGCAGCUGCUCGACAAGCUGCUCGCCACGCUGCACCAUCAGCUGCAUGCUGUAGCCACCAUGACGCUCGACGAUAUGAGGAAGCUGGUAACGGAGCAGGCGACAGAGGAGGACAGUGAGGGCGCAGAAAAUGGAGACUUAAGCGUGUCCGCCGCGGAGACUUGGUCCGCGGCGGACACGCGCUCUCGCUGCGUACGCCUACUGUCGCGCCGCGGCCGCGCCCGUCGCGCUGCAAUGCAGCGCUGCAGGCUCGCGCUGGAAGCAGCGCUGCAGCUGCUGUGGGCGCACCUGCACGUGUACCUGCGACUCACCGCCGCGCCGCAGCCAGUCGGCGCCCCAGACGACGCGGUGUGCGUGGGGACAGCGUGGCGCGGCGUGGGCGGCGACGAUCUGCCCGAGCUGCGCAAGGGGCUGGUGGCAGUCUUCAAUGAACGGUUCACGGACCAGCUCAUAGAAACAUCCAAGAACCAGCCAGCGGCGUACCGGGACUUCGUCGAAGUGCUAGUAAAGGACAUUAAGAGCAUGAUCCAGUUCUCAUCGCUUUAAAUCGGAUCUCGUGUUACUACACCAUACCAUCGUCAAUAAUGGCAUUUGUAAUUGUUAAUAAUAAA
Molecule: messenger RNA, 5945 nt
Organism: Achroia grisella
Lineage: Eukaryota; Metazoa; Arthropoda; Insecta; Lepidoptera; Pyralidae
Gene: Nup205
Product: nuclear pore complex protein Nup205
Exons: 33
Coding region: 124-5880 (1918 amino acids)
Biological process (GO): nuclear pore organization
Cellular component (GO): nuclear pore; nuclear pore inner ring
Molecular function (GO): structural constituent of nuclear pore
Source: RefSeq, a predicted model, not a curated record